AUGAAGGAUCAUGGAUGUCUCAUAUUUGAUGAUAUACCACAAUGCAUCAACUACACAACACUUGGUGAUAAACAGCAAAAGGCAAUGAGCAUAAUUAUGGCACACUAUCAUAGUAAUCAAAAUGGGGUGCCUUUGUUCAUGAUAAUUCAAAGAAUAGCAGGAACAGGAAAGUCAUAUUUGAUUGUUGCAAUUAGUCAAGCUCUUCAAAAUGUAGCAAUGCCAUGUCGUUCUCCUCUUUUAUUUCUUGCACCAAUAGGAGUUGUUGCCUUCAAUAUAGGAGCUUCAACAAUUCACUCAAAAUUGAGAAUCCCAGUGAGAGAAUUUUGUCCAUUAGAAGGAACAAGACUCACAAGUUUCCAAGAAGAAAUGAUACAUAUAAAAUACAUUUUGAUUGAUGAAAUGAGCUUCAUUGGUCAAAACAUGCUGGAAAAUAUAGAUUCUUGGCUCAGGCAGGCAUUCCCACAAAAUGCAAACAUAAGCUUUGCAGGUAUAUCUAUUAUUUUAGUUGGAGAUUUGGGCCAAUUGUCUCCAGUCAGUGAUAGAUCAACAUAUGAUAGCAAUAGACGAGCAAAGUUAUUAUGGGAGGAAUUCAAAACAAUGGUAACUUUAGAUGGAAUAUUCAGAAAAGAUGGAGAAAAUAUCCAACAACAAAGAUUUCAUCAACAUUUGACAAAUAUAAGAGAUGCAAACCCAAUAAUUGAUGAUUGGAAGCUGCUUAUGAUGAGAAUCCCUAUUAAUUUAAAUGUUGCAACCAAUGAGGAGUUUGAAAAUGUCUUCCAUUUGUUCUCUACUAAUGACAAUAUUCAUAAUCAUAAUAAGAGAAUGUUGUAUUCCUUGAGGCAUCCUGUUGCACGCAGUGUUGCAACAAAGGUAGGAAGUGUUAAUGUAAUAGAAGAUUGUUCAAAUGAUGAACUUGAUCUAGAGUUAUUGAUUAGCAAUAAUUCAAGGGUGAUGUUGACUUCAAAUCUAUGGACAUAG
Cryptomeria japonica (Japanese cedar) is the source of this 978-nucleotide messenger RNA. RefSeq lists its product as uncharacterized. The transcript is spliced from 2 exons. Gene Ontology annotation, biological process: DNA repair; telomere maintenance. The coding region runs from base 1 to 978 and encodes 325 amino acids. Gene Ontology annotation, molecular function: DNA helicase activity. NCBI's taxonomy places the organism in Eukaryota, Viridiplantae, Streptophyta, Pinopsida, Cupressales, Cupressaceae. The record is from RefSeq and is a predicted model, not a curated record.